Messenger RNA from Podarcis muralis (Common wall lizard), 3419 nucleotides. RefSeq names its product lysosomal acid lipase/cholesteryl ester hydrolase-like. The record is from RefSeq and is a predicted model, not a curated record. Gene Ontology annotation, molecular function: hydrolase activity, acting on ester bonds. Gene Ontology annotation, biological process: lipid metabolic process. Lineage: Eukaryota; Metazoa; Chordata; Lepidosauria; Squamata; Lacertidae.
AGGCAGUCAUGUUUUUUUCUUUGUUCUGACCAACGCUGAAUAAACUUGUAAAUAUGCUCUCCUGAGUGCAUCUUUUGCUGUGCGAACUCUGCUGAAAGAGCGUGCACCAGCCUUGGAAUGUGGCAUGCUAUUUCUGAGGCUUCGUGUCGCUAAUUGACUGAUACUGUAUCUACGGGAGAUCGAUGGAUCGUCCGGCAUCGGUGUGAGGGCGUGAUGGACUUUGUCUCCCUGGCAGUAUCCCAACAGAACAGAGACUCUCAUGAGUCCAAGAUGUGGCUGUUUUGGGGAGUGGCCUGCUUAGUCCAACAGACUCUGACAUCUGAAGAAUUCAGCUGUAGGAGACAUCUGAAUCCACAACAAUUUAUGACUAUUCCUGAAGUUAUCCAGUAUUGGGGAUACCCCAGUGAAGAGUAUACAAUCCUGACAGGGGAUGGCUAUUACCUGCAGGCAAACAGAAUUCCACAUGGAAGACAUAGUUCUGGAAAGACAGGGCCUAAGUCAGUUGUGUUAUUGGUACCUGGUAACUUUUGUGAAGGCAGGAGCUGGAUUUCAAAUCUUCCCAGCAAUAGUCUGGGAUUUGUUCUAGCAGAUGCUGAUUAUGAUGUCUGGAUAUUAAAUAACAGGGGGACCACCUGGUCUAGAAGACAUCAGCACUUCUCAGUAGACCAAGAAGAAUUUUGGAAUUUCAGCUUUCAUGAAAUGGCAAUUUAUGAUAAUCCAGCAGCCAUAGACUUCAUUCUGCAGAAAACUAAGCAAAGCUUGUAUUAUAUUGGCCAUUCCCAGGGAGGUACAACGGGUUUUAUUGCCUUUUCAACCAUGCCACAGCUUGCUCAAAAGGUUAAACUCUUCAUGGGCCUGACUCCUGCCUACACAUGCGAAGGCAUCAAAGGACUCCUUUCCUUAAUUAUACGCCUUCCUCAAGAAUUGAUAAGACCUAUAUGCGGCAAUAAAGAAUUCUGUUUUUUCAAUAACAAACUAAAAGCCAACAAUGCCAAGUUUUGCAGCUAUCCAGGGAUUGACAAACUUUGUCUCCAAAUCAUGGCCUUAUUCCAAGGACGCAAUGAGAAAAACCUAAAUGUGAGUCGAGCAGAUGUGUAUCUUGGAAUUUACCCUGAUUUUACUUCUGCAAAAACUAUUGCACACUGGAGUCAGGUUGCUAAAACCAACCAAUUUAAGUAUUUUGAUUAUGGAUCAAAGAACAAAGCUGUCUACAACAUGAGUACACCCCCAUUUUAUAAGAUAGAAGACAUUACUGUGCCAACAGCUGUGUGGAGUGGUGGGAAUGACCUUAUUGUAACCAAAAAGGCUAUUAAACGGCUGCUCCCUCGAAUCCCUCAUUUAGUUUUCUAUAAGAAUAUUCCUGAAUGGCAACAUACAGAUUUUAUCUGGGGUCUUGAUGCACCAGACAAGUUGUUUAAGGAUGUGCUUUCUCUGAUGCAAAAGUUCAAAUAAUGUCUUAAUAUGAGGGGCAAACUAUAUAUCUGAUAUUAAUGCAGACACAUUUUUUAAAAAGUUUUACAUUUAUUGUUUUCUGUACUUAUGUUCUUCUUUUCUGUCGCAAGUAAUAUUAAAGGUUGGCUAGCAAUGACAAAAGGAUCUAAGGAAGAAAAACACACAACAAAAUUGAUGGUAAAAAUCUAACAACAUGCAGGGGCACAGCCUCUAGUACUACUUAUUAUUAUAAUAUAUAUUCAUAUUAUAUUGUGUUACCAUGCAUUAUAGAAUAAACUUGCUUCUGUUCUGCAAUGAAUCAUGGAAUUCCUUGCCAAUAUGAAGGGACCCCCAAAAGGCCAAAGAAUAUGCAGCUUGGAAUAACUUUUUGUAUUCCAGUGGAAGGUACUCCGAUUCCGACUAAGCCACUCAACCAGAGGUCAGUGAGGGAAAUGUCACACAUUGCUCAGGUUUGGCUAUCAAGACCAUGAGCCUCCAUAGGGCGGCUGUCUUUUAUUUUAGCAAAUGUUUUCAACUGCUUGACCCCUGUAAUACCUUCCACGUAAAAGAAGCUAAUCGCUGGCUGGCAUUGUGUACACCUGGCUUUGCCAGACACAAGGGAGCCUAUUACUGUUGAGACUUUGCGGCUGAUCUGGGGCAAGUUAGGCAGUGUUUGUUGGUUCAGUUUUGAGGUCCAGUUAUUUGCAGUUUGUCUCAAUAUGUGGCUCUUGCUCCAGCAUGGAAUGGCGGGGGGGGGGGCAAUGGGUUGCUCAGUGGCAUGUGCGGCCUUCGAAUCCUUUGCUACUGGGCACUGCAAUUCAAAACAGGUUCCAUCGGGGUCUUACACUACCUUGAUGACUUUAUUCUCGUUGUAGCCAAAGAACAGCAGUGCACCGACUUGUUGAGGGCAUUAAUCUCCCUCGCAGAGGAACUCGGUGUUCAGUUGGUGGCGGAUAAAACUGAGGGCCCAGCCACAACCAUGGUUUAUCUAGGCAUUUAAUUAGACACAAUUGCCCAGGCCUCCAGGUUACCAAGCGAAAAACUAGUCGCGCUCAAGGAUUUAAUUCAACAGCUUCUUUCAUUAAAAAAGGUUACCCUUAGGCAGAUCCAGUCUUUAUUAGGUCAUCUAAAUUUUGGGUGCCGAGUAGUAUCCCCAGGACGCCCCUUCUGUGCCCAGUUGGCUAGAUUGUCAGCGGGCCUUCGGGCACCCCAGCACAGAGUUCAUCUUUCCAGGGCGGUUAACUCCAACAUGGAAGUAUGGCUGCAAUUCCUAGAUAAAUAUAAUGGCAUUUUGCUGUGGCAGGAUACCAUGCUGCUCCAUGCUGAUUUUCAGGUCCAAUCAGAUGCGGCAGGUUCCUUGGGGUUUGGGGUCUAUUUCAGGGGGCAGUGGUGUGCCCAGCACUGGCCCCCGGUGUGGCAGGGAAAGCCCGUAACACGGGAUCUUACCUUCUUAGAAUUCUUCCCCAUCAUGGUGGCGGUUCAUUUAUGGGGUGAGGUAUUUAGGAACCACAGGAUGUGCUUUUGGACUGACAACCAGGCAGUGGUAUCUGUUCUCUCAACUCAAUCAUCACACUCCCCAAGAGUCAGUAACCUCCUCCAUUCCUUUGUCCUUUUGUGCCUUCAACACAACAUCUAUUUUUCAGCCAAUUUCGUGCCGGGCGUUAAUAACAACAUCGUGGAUGGGGGGCCACCAGGGGGCGCAUUGGAAGAUGGCCGACAAUAACAUAUCUCUGACCCACAUGAGGUAAUUAAGAGGCUGCUAUGGGAAGUAUGCAGUCUUCCUGCCCCCCCCCCAAUGGGAUGAGCGGGACUGCUUUGCCAGCGGUGUCCAUAAUGGGGGCAGAGAUUAAGACUCUGCCCCCUCCUCCCCUCACUUCAGAUUCCUUCCCAGCAGCCAUCACCUAAUGAUGAUGAUGAUGAUAAUGAUAAUAAUAAUUUUUUAUUUAUACCCCACCCAUCUGGCUGGGUUUCCCCAGCCACUCUGGGCG